AUGCGUUCAUGGCAAAACCGGUUACAGUGUGCAAUAACUUGCCAACGUCAUCAGAGGGAGGCCCUACAACAACAUACUAAAACGAUGAAUUCCCCACCCUCCAUAAAAGAUUAUUCCAAACUGGAUGCUUAUUAUAUUACACCCAAGGGGAAAAAAGUGAGAACCCGAAAUGAGAUAGCAGCAUUUUUAAAAGAAAAUCCUAUAUACGAAGGCAUAUCCGCUUCAGAUUUCGACUUUGCAAACCUAAAGGUUAUGGAAGACACUAUCCCUGAGAUUGUCGGUAAAAAGGGUUCUGGUAGCAGCUACAAAAAAAUGAGACCUCUGAAGGAUGAGGAGGAGACGGGCAGUGUAUGA
Prunus armeniaca (apricot) is the source of this 354-nucleotide messenger RNA. NCBI's taxonomy places the organism in Eukaryota, Viridiplantae, Streptophyta, Magnoliopsida, Rosales, Rosaceae. The record is from the annotation of a GenBank genome assembly.